GUAUUCUUAUCUUUAUCCUUAUUAUUCUUUUCUUUUUAUUUUAUCUGUUAAUGUUAUUACUGCCUAUAUAUAUAUAUAUAUAUAUACCGUUAUUUUCCUGUCUGGCAUAUCCAAUUCACUAGUGUAGUUGAAUGAUCAAGCUGCAUCUUCUUUCUUUCUUUCUUUAAUCUUCUUCACGCACUCCACAUACACGCACUUCAAACACACUUUACGCUUCUCAUACAAAUGGCACUAUUACGGUUGUACUAUACAAGGCACUGGCGGGGAUAUCCAAGAAUUCCACAAUUCAAGCCAACCUAUCCAAUAACAAACAAACAAGAUCUCUCUCUCUGUGUGUGUGUGUGUGCGUCGUGUGUGUAUGUACCGUCUGAUUAAACUUCAAACACCAUUUUCAUUUCAAAUCCAGUGUCUAUUUUACUCUCCAAACAAAAAGCCAGCUAUAAAGCAAGCAAGCCAGCAAGCCAGCAAUUCAGCAAGCCAGCAAUUCAGCUAUAAAUCAAGCAAGCCAGAAAGCCGAAAGCCAGAAGGCCAGAAGGCCGAACGCCAGAAGGCCGAACGCCAGAAAGCCAGAAAGCUAAUAAUGACAGCUGCCAUGUCAUCUCUUAUUCGAGGUGUUGGAAAGACGACCAUGAGAUCCGGAGGCUUUGACUAUUGGGGAGCUCAAAGCUCAAAUAAGAUCUCAUUGGGAAACUUUAGUGGGAUCUUUAGAGAUGUAUGA
Phycomyces blakesleeanus NRRL 1555(-) is the source of this 718-nucleotide messenger RNA. RefSeq lists its product as hypothetical. Bases 359 to 718 code for a protein of 119 amino acids. The transcript has 2 exons. Lineage: Eukaryota; Fungi; Mucoromycota; Mucoromycetes; Mucorales; Phycomycetaceae. The record is from RefSeq and is a predicted model, not a curated record.